Melopsittacus undulatus (budgerigar) is the source of this 463-nucleotide messenger RNA. RefSeq names its product rho guanine nucleotide exchange factor 28-like. Gene Ontology annotation, molecular function: protein binding. Lineage: Eukaryota; Metazoa; Chordata; Aves; Psittaciformes; Psittaculidae. The transcript is spliced from 4 exons. The record is from RefSeq and is a predicted model, not a curated record. The annotation marks the transcript as partial. Gene Ontology annotation, biological process: regulation of Rho protein signal transduction; cell morphogenesis.
GGACAGGUGAUUAUACAUGCAAAAUUUGACAAGGAUAUUUACCUCCCAAAGGAUGCUGAGUUUUACUUUGUUUAUGAUGGAUCCCUGAAGAGGCAUGUAAUGUUUGCAGAGCGAGUUAGUGACAAUGCUCUUCGGUCUAUUGUUGCAGAUCUGCAGUCCCUGGAUAAUGAUUUAAUGAUGGCCGUUGCUUAUGAAGAGUUGCCGUCGACUUGGAACAUCCUUGGAAGCUGCUCAGAAGAGCCUAAACAUAAAGAAACUCUUCUCCACCUUGUGAUGAAAUUGGGCUUGAUUAAGCUUUCCCAGUUCUUAGCAGCCCAGCCUGGAGGGUCAUCAGCGCUAGCAUUACCUAAUGAUGAUGGAGCAACACCAUUAGAUUUGGCUUUACAAAAUGGACACUCUGAACUUGUAAAGGUCUUCACAAAGUCCUGUGAACUUGGCAUCUGGUGAAUUGUCCCAGGAAGAU